CACCGUGCUACCUCGAGAUCUCUCUUUCUACUUGUGGUGAAGCUGAAGCGGAGACAGCAGGGAGAGAAUCGAAGCGGCAGUACUCCCCCAUCUACCCUACUCGGUGGAAGCGGUGGAAAUCUAGAGCGGAUCAAAUAGUCUCACUCCCCCCCGGAUUUCUCGUCCGUCAUUUCUUUCCCUGGAAUUAUCCGAUCGAAUCCUGAAAGUGGUUUUGUAGUUCGAUCGCUGUGUUCUGUCGUCUAGGGUUGCAAGAUCGAUCCUUUUUGCAUGCGGAGCGAUGGCUUCUCUGUACCCGGCUCACUUUAGUGCGGUUCAGGUUGGCGCGUAUUUUUUGGAGCAUUACUAUCGGAUUCUUCAGAAGCAGCCGGAACUAAUACACCAGUUCUACACGGAAGGGAGUUCCAUGGUGCGUGUCGAUGGAACUGCAACCGAGUCGGCGACUGGGAUGGUGCAAAUUCAUAAUCUUGUCAUGUGCCUGAAUUUUAAGGGGAUCGAGAUUAAGUCUGCCCACUCUUUGGAGUCUUUGAAUGGUGGAGUUUUGGUGAUGGUUUCUGGUUAUGUGCUGUUGGAGGACUAUAGUAUUAGGAGGAAAUUUGUGCAAACCUUCUUCCUUGCUCCUCAAGAGAAAGGAUACUAUAUUCUCAAUGACAUUUUUCACUUCCUUGAGGAGGAACAAAUUUAUGAGCACCCAGCAGCCCUUGUGUCUCAGACGGUCUUUGAAUCCAAGUUAAACAUGUCCAGUCCUGUUCCAGAAGCAGUUCCUGACUAUAUGUUGCGAGAUGAAAUUCAGGCUCAGGAUUUGUUGCCUCCAGUGCAUGGGGAAGAAAAUGACAUAGUUGAGAAUUAUAGCAACUUUGAAACAGCACAACUUUCAGUUUCUGAUGAAAGAUUAGACGAAUCUCCUGCUGAAGAGACUGCUUCAUAUUCAAUUGCCAUGGAGACUACAAGAGACCCACUUCCUGCUACCCCUGAGGAGCCUAUUGGGGAGCCAACUAAGCAUACAUAUGCCUCCAUUCUUCGAGCUAAAGGCCAGUCUGGUCCAUCUUUGCAUUCAGCAUCUGUAGUCAAGACAGAACAUGCUCAUCCUUUUUCCCAACAAUCACAUUCUGUUGUUGUUCCUGAGAAUUUUGGCUCUGUGGCAACUGAGGAGGCUCUGGUAGUUGAGGAUGAAGGUGAUGCUAGAUCUGUCUAUGUUGGAAAUCUUCCUUCUGUUUCAACUUCGGAACUUGAGCAAGUCUUUAAAAACUUCGGUAGAUUGAGACCAGAUGGUGUUUUUAUUAGAAGCCGAAAGGAAUCUGAUGUUUUUUAUGCUUUCAUUGAAUAUCAAGAUGCCAUUGGUGUACAGAAUGCACUUAAGGCAUCUCCAAUACAGUUGAAUGGGAGAUUGAUUCACGUUGAGGGGAGAAGACCUAACAGUGGUGUAUCACGAGGAAGAAGGGGCAGAGGCAGAGGUUACCCAUCUGAGUUCUCAAGAGCACGCCCUGGUGGUCGGACUUCUGGUCGAGGUAUCAAGCGAGAAGGCAAUGAUAAGGACCAUAUUAGUCAGGCAAGGGGAGCUGGAUAUCCUCAACGAGUUCAAGAAAGGGAUUAUUAAAUGCCCCGACACCAAAAGAAGGGACGAUGGCAAGCUUCAUUAGGUUCUUCCCAGGACAUGGGGAAUUUCCUGAUGUCUUACUCGAACAAUUUCAAGACUAGCCGUUUGUUUCUCGUAGUGUAAUUCAAUCAUUUUGUGGUGCCAGACGGCCCAUUAGAAUAGAGUAACUAGUUCAGUUUUGAACAAUGUUUGACUUGAAUUGCUGAGUAUCUGAUUACUAACACUAUCGUUUUAUUUA
This is a messenger RNA of Zingiber officinale, 1832 nucleotides long. Its product is annotated as nuclear transport factor 2-like. Bases 278 to 1594 code for a protein of 438 amino acids. The record is from RefSeq and is a predicted model, not a curated record. NCBI's taxonomy places the organism in Eukaryota, Viridiplantae, Streptophyta, Magnoliopsida, Zingiberales, Zingiberaceae. Gene Ontology annotation, molecular function: mRNA binding. The transcript is spliced from 9 exons. Gene Ontology annotation, cellular component: cytosol; ribonucleoprotein complex.